AUGGCAGCAGUGCCACAGCAUGAGAUGGGUGCCCUCAUUGAGGAGAUCGUGAAGUUGUGCCAGCAGGAGGCUAUCGAGAUGCAGGAGAAGGCCAUGGCGUACCUGUUCUUCGAAGAGGACGGCACAGAAAUCUUCAGGGUCGGCGACGCCGGACCAGGCGACAUGUUCUUCAAGGUGGGUGUGCAGAAAGUGGCUGUCCUGCGCAGGGAUGGCAACACCAGGAACUUGGUGCAAACAUCCCCUCCCCGUACGGUGGGGUGCAUUCUUCCAGGCCUCAUGCUCUUUGGCUACCAGCGUGGCAUCUUCAUGAAAGGCGCCUUUGCCAUCGACUACACCUCCAAGGACGGGCAGAGCAAAAGACUCUACUGUUCCGCAGCGGGGUCGCCCAACCCUCAGCAAGACUUCGAGAUCAUGCGCAACGCGCUGAAGGCCGAGCCUAAGCUGCAGCACAUCCCGAUGGCGGACUGGGAGGAGGGAACGCUGUGGAAGGCUUCCCCCUAG
Symbiodinium natans is the source of this 501-nucleotide messenger RNA. The record is from the annotation of a GenBank genome assembly. NCBI's taxonomy places the organism in Eukaryota, Dinophyceae, Suessiales, Symbiodiniaceae.